AUGAGACCAACCAAGCCUGAGCAACGCAGAGAAGCCUUUGUCCAUCUAUCUGGAGCUCGAAGUCUCGCAGCUUUCUGGAUUGUUUGCGCCCACUACCUGCCAAGGAAAUCCGAGGCAUCUUUCAAUGGUGCGAUCUUCCGCGUGAACGUAGCAGUGUGCUUCUUCGUUGUGGCCAGUGGCUUCGUAACUCACUGGGCCUAUGGUUCAAAAGAAUUUACAGCGUGGAGCGACUUGCUGCGGUUCUAUGUACGCCGGCUUGGCAGGGUAAUUGUCACUUUCUGGAUUGCAUUGGUCUGGGCGGCAUAUCUACUGUAUCGCGAUGGUGCGGAUCUUUCCUUCCCGUACCUUCUUCGAUGUGCCGUCUUCUUGGAGCAGUGGUUUCAGUGGUGCCCCAACGGUCCUUCUUGGUUUGUCUUCGUUCUGCUGCCGUCUUGGAUCCUGUAUCCCAUGACGCGAAAACUUCUGUUCACGGCAGAGGAGAAAUACGGAGGCACCGGCUUGUUCGCAGUGUUGGUGUGCCUUUGGCUCAUCUCCUUCGGCCCUGCAGUUGUUCUGCUGGUUCUGCACGGACAGAUUACCAUGCAGCAACACUCGGACAUGUCGUUCUGGCCGCCGGCGCAGAUGGCCGACUUUGCUAUCGGAAUGACAGCUGCCGCUGGAGUGCGACGUGCUGGGGCUGAAGGUGCUUGGAGACCUUGUAGGCUGAACCUACUGGCAGACAGCAGCUUUCUUUUCAUCGUGCUGGUUGUUUUGGUAUUGCCGAGACCGCGCAGUACUUAUGUGCUCCAUCUAAAUGGUUGGGAGCCUCUUCUGGACCAUGGCCUGUCACUGCCGAUCGCAGGAUUCCUGCUGAGCUCGUGCGUGCGGGGAGCUGAAGGCUUUUGUGCUCGACUUCUCGCCCAUCCUGCAUUGGUAUCGCUUGGGGAGGUUAGCUUUGAGGUGUACAUAUUUCAGAGGCCGAUGCAUGACGUGGUCAGCCUUUUCCUCCCGACAGACCAGAUGGAGGUGUUUAUGAUCUACCUCUUGUCCUUGUGGACCUUCGCGGGCAUUUACAGCAGGUACUUUCAGGCGCCGCUGGACAGCUGCUUGCGUUGGUGCUCAGGCUCCGAGGAGCCGGGCCAGGGCCGCCAGGGCCGCCAGGCUGAGACUUCGAUCGACCCGGAGGCCGCGAGCAGUGGAAGCUUCCGGCCGGGUAUGUCCUGUGCUGAGUUUCAGGGAGACGAUGAUGGCUACGACGGCUACGACGAGAUGCAGAAGCUUCUCACCGGCCCGGGCCUGAAGCGACCAUUGGUUCAGGAGGAGGUGCUCCUGGCAACCCCGGCCGUCCAGAGACCAGUGAAUGACCAGGCAGGUGCCAACAUGGCAGCGAGGUUGGACCAACCCCAGGCAGCUGGCCAGUCUCUGGAGAGCUAUGACAUAAGCGAUGAGGAGGAGGAAGACGAAGAGGAGGAUCUAGAACAUGAAUCGACUGAACCGAUCGCCGCUGAGCAGCCCCAGAUGCUUCUGAAAGCCAAGCCGAAGACUUUGGCACGGCCACGUGCGCAAAAUGCGCAAGAGGUGCGGCCAAAGCCUGCGCAUCCGUGGAAGGCUGCGGAAGCGAACCAUGCGAGCUCACAGGCGAUGAAGCCUUGCAAAGGCGCGCCACCUCGAGUCGCGAAGGAAGUUGCUGCCGCCGCGGCAUGCAAUUCCCAAAGCAUGACAUCAGUGGCAUCCAAUCGCAACAAAGCCGCAAAGUCGAAGAAGCGGAAAGGACACGAGGUUAUUCCUGACCCGCCUUCCUUCAGGAAUCCAAAAGAGGCCGCUUGUGCCCGGGCCGCAAAGGCCGCAAAGACGGGCCACCCAGAAGCGGAGAAGACGCACUUCAAUCGCCCUGGUACCACGACGGUGCCUUGGGCGAACUCUCAGGCCCGACAUCAGCGCCAGGGAGUGCAGGUUUCGCAUCAAGAAGCCAGCCAAGCAAAGAAGAGCAAAACUAGGACAAGGCAUGAUUGGGCGCCGGAGUCAAGGCAUGCUGGGAGUGAGCAGCAUCUAGAUUGCUUUGGUCGGGCAUGGAAUAUGAACAAAGUAGUCGUGAACUUCCUGAACGUUGGCCAUUUCUACGGAAGCAAGGUCAUGAAGUUGGAGCAGCCAGAGAUGUUUCAAUGGGAAGGAGUCAGGCGCUGCGUCCGCUUCUUGAAGACGGAAAUGAAUCUACAGGUAACGGGCGUCAUCCCGGAGAACUACCGUGGUACAGACAAUGGGAGGAAGCAAAAGCCCUUGCCUGCUGACAUCAAGAACAUGUGCGAAACAGUCGAGGAAACACCUCGCUUUGGCGACCAAAGGAACCAUCGAAGUGCAGAUGAUGAAAUGACCAUUAAAUGUGCUUAUCGACGCGCAUGUCGGUUUCUUGAUAACGACAAUUACAAGGAGUGGGUCGUGCAGCUACAGGAUGCGAAAGCCAGGACUUGGUUGCAAAACCACAAGGACAUGGCCCAUAUGCGGUUCUAUUUCGACAUAGGUACUGGAACCUUCGACAUAUUGGGUGGCAACUACCCGACGACAAGCCUUGCUCAGAAUGAUGCUCGGGUCCAGACAUCGAACAUGUUGGAUCUCAAGGGGGAAAUAAGCGGGAAAUGUGCAGCGACAUGCAGGCCAAGCAUGAAGAACCCAUGA
Molecule: messenger RNA, 2652 nt
Organism: Symbiodinium sp. CCMP2592
Lineage: Eukaryota; Dinophyceae; Suessiales; Symbiodiniaceae
Source: the annotation of a GenBank genome assembly